AUGACGACUGAAGUGGCUACUCGACCUAUCAUGGAGAACAACCAAGCUCUUCAGACUGCAUUAGAGUUGUCUAUGCUGAACCUAAGCAAUUCGACUGUGGUCGAUGAUCAGGCGUUAUGUUGGCAUGUAUGGCGACGAGUCUCCUGGAUUGCCUCGAACUCCUCGCUCUCUGAACGUCACCCCAGUGUGUUGCUGUGCCCAGCUUCUGAACAUGUCGCAGAGAUCGUUGGAAGACAAGGAUGUAAAAUCAAAGCGCUUAGAGCUAAAACCAACACUUACAUAAAGACGCCCGUCCGUGGCGAAGAUCGUUUCGUCAUUACUGGUCGGCCAGAGGACGUCUCCUCCGCUAAACGAGAGGUACUAGCUGCAGCGGAACAUUUCACGCAGAUCAGAGCAUCUAAGAACAAUACUGGACCUCGUCAAUCUCCAACUUCCAACUCCCCAGACCUUGACAAAGUUUCUGCCUCUUUUAAAGUUCCCUAUAGAGUCGUUGGUUUGGUUGUGGGACCCAAAGGAGCUACCAUUAAAAGAAUCCAGCAAAUUACCAACACACAUAUUGUUACUCCAUCCAGAGAUAAAGAGCCUUGUUUUGAAGUCUCUGGCAAAGCUGAGGAUGUUGAGAGGGCAAAGAAAGAAAUUGAGAGCUACAUUGCUAUGAGAACUGGAGGCUGUCAUGAUUCUGACAAUGAUUCUGACUACAGCUCUUCAGUCAUGUCGCCAUCUUUGGAAACUGUGUUUACUCCACCUUCUUCCCUCGGACGUAAACCUUCUGAUGGUAGCAGCAAACUCAUGCAGCAGUUCAGCCCUCGUUCGUCAUUCUCCAAAACCCCUCCCAAACUACCAUUACGUCUCUGUGGGGUCUGUAGGGAGAAAGAUGUGGUUGCAGCACUUGUUCCAUGUGGACAUAGCCUCUUCUGUUCAUCUUGUGCUCAAAAUGCUGCUCCAUCACAGGGGUGUGUCCAGUCUGCAACACCUCAAGUCACUUCAAUGUUACGACUCUAUCUCAUUAAAAGUUUCAUCAG
This is a messenger RNA of Gigantopelta aegis, 1022 nucleotides long. RefSeq names its product RNA-binding protein MEX3B-like. Lineage: Eukaryota; Metazoa; Mollusca; Gastropoda; Neomphalida; Peltospiridae. Gene Ontology annotation, molecular function: RNA binding. The record is from RefSeq and is a predicted model, not a curated record.